GUCAAUCGAUGCUGGUUGCUUAUAUUGUACCUUCAGUCAUUCCAGAUUAUGGCAUACUCAUGCUGAUUGUAUGAAAUUCCCAAUGUAAUAUGAUUGUCAGUGGUGAGGCAAUGAAGGACAAGAAUAAUCUUGAUGAAGCUUCCUCGCUAUGCAAGGUGGAAGACGUACAAAGUAUUGAACAGUCCAACUAUGAUUCAAGCAAUCAUGAGAGUAUCAAUUGUACAUCUCCUCCUGUUGCUGAACAUAAGUUUGCUCAGGACAAUGAAGCUGAAGUCAAUCUUUAUGAUGACAUGGAUCCUAAGAAUAGUGUUUCAAGUAAUGGGCAGAUCCAACAGCGCUUUGCUGACCCUUCUGAUAGACAUGAACUCUCUGAAAGUUUUGAUUGUGAACAACUUAUUCCUCAUGGAGGCAAUUCAAAGCAACUGCACGUCCAAACUCCUCUGCCAGUUAUUUCUGAGGCAUUCAGUCAAUUAGUAUCUGAUACAUUGGAAGAUGCAGAAGUUGAAGUUGAAAACAACUUGAUGCCCAUUGAUAGUUCUGCCAAUUAUGACACCCAACUAUCUUAUCACCCAUCUGCAGCUGAAUUGCCAAAGGAUUCAAAUGGAUCUACAUGUAAUGGUAAUAAAGAGUUGCCUAUUUCUCUACAAUUCAAUCAAGAGGAAAUUAGUUUCAGUGCUACUCCAAUGGACUCUCAUGAUGUCAAUGGUUCUCCUAAUAUGCAUUCAAGCUGUGAAGCUUCAAGUCAUGUGGAAGAGGAGGUUAAUGAUGAGUCAGAUGGAUCUGCUGAAUUUAAUGAUGAAGAUCGUGAAGCUGCUGAGGCAGAGCACCGAAAAAAGGCUGCAGUGUUGAGUCACAAAAAAGAUCAGUCAGGUGAUAGUUCCAUUAUGUUAGUGGACAGUGAUGAUGAAGGUGAUUGUGAUGAUGACUUAGAAGGAGAGGAAGACUUGGAAGAAGAAGAGCUGCUAGAGGAAGAAGAAGAAGAGGAUGGAGGUGAGCUUGAAGAUUAUGAAGAAGAAGAUCAAAUGGAUGGUCACUAUGGCUCAGAUCACUCCAGCUCUGGCAAGUCUCCAAGUGCUCAGGAAGCAACUUCUCUUGUAGAACACUCAAUAGAAACAGGUCAGUCAAAUGUUCCUGCAAACCAGGUGAGAGCAACUCCAAAUGAAAAAAAUUCAUCUUUAUAUAAUGGUGACACUCAUAAUUUUUUGGGAAGAGACCACAAAUCAAUCAUGAAAAAAGUCAGAUAUAAUCAAGAAAUUAGUUUGAUAAAGCGUAAAAGUCCAGUUAUUGAAUCUGACCAAUGCAAUAAAGAUGACAUGGAAGAUUUGAAUGAUGAAGAAGAAGGUUGGCAAGAACUUGCUGAGUGGAAUCAAAUGAAAAAUGAAGAAAUGAAAAGCAAAGAAGUCAAUAGAGACCUUUAUCCAACUGAAAGCCAUUCCAGGUUUCAUGUGCCUGAUUCCCCUCAGCACCAUAAAAGAAAAUUUAAUGAUAAUGUACCUAACAGUACUGAAGCAAGAAGGGUUUCAAAAAUUUCUGGCUCAGUGAAUAUCAAUAAUGCUGAAGUUUCCUGCAAAUCAUCAGUCAAAGAAGGGUUUCAGUCAGUGCCUGAACCUCCUGUUGAGUCUGCCAAAUCACACAUGACUCAUUCUUCUGCUGUUCAAGACAAGUGCACAACUUCACCAAGUAUGGCUGCUGAAAGAUUAGCAGCUGUAGUGGAUCGUUCUGAAAUCAAUCAACCUCCAAUUAUUGCUCAGCUGAAUGAAACUAAAGGCUACUUUGAGAUUGGUUCCUGCAGAGAUCACCCUGAACUCUCUAUGCAUCUUCUCUCAAUAACAAUAGUAUAUGCCAAGCAACUCAGUAAGAUCAUCCCUGGUUCCCUGCUUCGAUCAUGCAAAGAAGGACCACAUUUCCAAUAUUCAUUACUUGGCUGUCCUGUGCACACUGACCCCAUCACCAACCUGAGUGAAUGCGAGUUCCCGGGUGAGCGUGCUCAAGCCCGAGUAUUGGCUACUACAACCAACCUUGCACAGUAUUUACAGCAACACUGCAUCCUCUCUGUUAUGCUUUGCAUUGGUGAGCUAGAACUGGCUGCAAGUUCAGUGGAUUUGUCUACACUUGUUCCUACUACAGCUGGGGAAAAAACUAAGGUAGAGGGCUCAUAUGAGCUAGUUCCUCUCAAAGGCAACAUUGCUGGGUCUAGUUCUUCAGGUGGUGCUGUGGUGGGUGUGUUGGUGGAGCUAGAAUGCACCACACUACCUAGCGCAUCUGAGAGUAAUGUUAACAGAAGUACAUCUGCAAGUGUUCAUGAUGAAAAUGGAAAAAAGGUAGAACGUGUCCUAAGUCAUCUCAGUGAAGUGUCAAUUGAUUAUGCAGCGCUCAACUCUGGGAAAAAGCGAGCACGAGACAAUAGCGCCAGCAGCAACUACCUCAGCUUUGAAGCAUCGGACAUUAAGGACAACAGCCUUGCUAUGAGUGCAUCAAGGCAACUCAUAAGAGAUCAACUUAAACCUCCAAUGAAGAAGCGAAAACUUACUGAAAAUGGUGGAGAGAAAGAAAUUUAUUCUGAAGAACAUCCUGUUGGGGAAAGAUCCGAGUUGGAGGCAGCAGCUAAGGAAGAUAUGCAUCAAUGGACAAAAGCUCAGAAAAAUAUGUAUUAUAAACAGGUGGUGCUGCGUGAUAAGAAGCUGCAAGAGGCCUUAAGCAAAGAGUGGAAGCAGCAUGUGGCAGGUAUGGAGGAGAUGCUGUUCGAGCAGCUGCAGGAGGUUGAGGAGGAGAGAGCAGAGCUCGAGGACCAGUGGCGACGCCUCAGAGAACGUGAAGCUGACGUACGGCGCCGGGAAGAUAAGUUAUUAGAGUUGCAGCAACAUGUCCUUGAGCAACAAGCAUCACUGAGCUCUCAGCUACAACAAGUGUGCAGCAAUAGGAGAAGCUUCGAGCCUCGCACCGCAGACAGAUUGAGGUCCAUCACUUCUGGCAGGGAGGAAGACAGAAAUAGCGGCGGUGGCAGCAGCAGCAGCAAAGAGUUUUACAAGAGACAGUGGCUAAGAGGCAUGGCUAGCACGCACCGCAGAUGGGCCACGGAAUCGGGUAUGUCGUCUUCCUGUGGCGUAAGGAGCACCACCAUUGCCGGGAGCUCUGGCGAAGGCAGUAGCGCACAGGUACUUCCUGAUAGCAGGCGUGAUGGCAACAAUACUUCAGUGCCCUAUAAAUAUGACGCCGACAUUUUCGACGAGAUCACCCGCCUCACCAAGGAGCGGCGCCGCUUAUUGUCUUCAGUCUCGCCUGACUCGCCUCAGAUUGCUGAGCUCGACCGAACACUGCAGCGCCUCAUGGACGCAUCGGGCGUGUAAUGCGGCCUUCACUGGUGUUCAAUACUAGCACUUAGUGUAGUGUCUUACUAAAUUAUUUCUUACCUAAUUUCUGUACAUAUUUAAAGAAUACUCUAAUGUCUCCUUCAAAUCGUUCUGCAGGUUGCACAUUUCAUUUCUCUUAUACAUUUUUUUUAUUCUUUUGUGUUGUAUGCUUUUUUUUUAGAGCGAUGAAAGCUCAUGAAUAACACGUUCAACGAAAACUAUAUUUGUUGUCCCUCUGUCUUAUCUCUUCCAGCGACGCAGGUGGAUCAUCAAGAUCGUAACUAUUUCCAAACAAUCGUGCAUUUCAUAUUUGCUGAUCUCUUGAGUUACUACAUUGUUAGUAGACAAAACCGUUAACCGUUUCUAUUUUUUUAUGUGGCUUAUCAGCGGGUAGUCUAAUUUUGGGUAUUUGAUAACAAUAGGAAGCUACUUGUCAUCAAUAACGUAGUGAAAUGAGAGGCUGGUGCUUUUGGUAGCUAGUAAAAUGAACGAUCAUGCCAUGUGACCAAGCUUUGCGGCAUGCGCUGUGAAGAUAAUGAAUGAUGAGCACUGUUACUUAGUGCUCGUUUGAAUGUUAGCAACCUUAACUUUGACGCUUCUGGAGUAGAGCUAUGCGAUUUCGUUGAAAGCCUUUCUCGUAUCAAUCUUAUGUUCUGCAUGAGGGCUACGAAUCGCUCUUUUGAAAGUUGCUUUUUCCACUCUCAAGUUUUUUAUUUUAGUUCAAUGUUUACAUUUGUCAUUGACACAUAGCUUUCAAAUUUACAUUUCUCCUAUGGUGACGAAGUGCAGUUCUCCAACUGUGGUGACGAAGUACGAAUUAAUAAAAGCCUUAAUUUGUAGUUCGUUGACCAUAAGGACAUUCGUGAGUCUGACUGAGGACCAGAACCCGGUUAUACCGAUAAAAUUAAGCGCCAAAUAUUCUAUUUCUUCUCAAUUGUUGUUGCGACCUGGUUCAAGCCUUAAGUCCAGAAUUCGACAGAUCGUUAAAUCGCAACGCGUUAGAUUUAUGGCGCCGUGAAGAAGUGGGAUCAUUCUGUUGUGGACUGCACGUGUAGUCUGUGAUGGUCAAGGGCGCAUUGUAAGAAUUGUGCAGAAGUUUGCUUCCAUUUGUUCUCACGAUGAAAAACAUAAUAAUGUAGCAGAAAUGAACACUCGAAUAUUAAAUAUGCAAGUGCUGAAGAAUUUUAGCAUAAUAUUCAUAUCUCUUUUCGAGUGCGAAUUUCUUUAUCAGACCCUGUUUCAGUGCUAUAGAAUAAAUCUGUUCAAUCAUUUAUGAUAGUAAAAUUAGUCUUUCGUUAUUCAUGGAUGUUCAAUAAGUAGCUAUGCUGACAAUUUUUUGCUAAGCUACUUCAAGUCCAUUUUUUUGUUGAUCACGGCUGAUGUUCUUGACGAAUGGUUAAGUUAUGCAGUGAUUUACUUUCUCUAAUUAGCAAUUCUCGUUCCGAGUUCAUCAAUGGAGGCAGAUGUCGACCAAUGCAACCGAGUUAAGUUAAAUGCUACAUUUUUCGCACCUGUUCGUUCACAGCCCAAAAAUUGCGUUGGCAUGCAUCUUGCAAAACAAUUUAUUAUACACAUGUGCAAGAUGUCUUUUUCUGCUGUUCACCUGUUGGACUUCUUUACUUAAGUUUGUCUUUUGAGGGAUACAUUCGGUUUCUUUUCCGCUACCCUACUUUGGAAUAGGUACUAAAGUAAUUAUAAUGAAAUUCUUUAAUUAAUAUAGCGUCCGCUUAGUGCAGAGAUUUAUAUUGUGUAGUGAAUCAUGAAGGCCAUUUACAGGGAUGCAUUCUGCCAGUGCACCUCUUAAUACUGUCGCUAGCAAGUUGGCCCAAGUGUUGUAUUAUGCUUCGUAUCAUUACUGCUGUCUUUGAAAUAACUUCUGUGUUGUGUACCGCCCUAUAAACUGUUGUUUACGUAGUAAUGAGAAAAUCUCGUCAAUAACAUCGUAAUUGUAUUCAGUGCAUAUUAGUGUUGUAACAUAACAGGCAACGAUUUUUCUUUCAUUUUCAGCCGUGGGCUGAGUUAAGAAUGGGUUUUGUUGGUGGGCCGAUUAUUAGUUUUAAUAUUUCUGUUGCUAAAGUGCUCUCUUGAUACAACAAGCUAAUGAACAUAAAUGUUGUAGGAUUCCUGUAUUGUCGUAAGGAUAUAUGCUGCGAUUAUUGCGUUUCUGUUCUCGUCGUGCAACGUCAAGAGACCCAAUGAAUAAUGAGUGACUAGAAGUUGCCCGCUAAAUAAGUGAGAAGUGACUACUGUACAAAGUUAUCUGAUUAUAACGAUUACGAUUGAGAAACCAUUAAUGUAUAGCAGACUCUCGAUACGUAGUUUAGACUGAAGUAGUUUAAUGAUGUGCUAGCUCUUGCAACUGCCACCGCUUGUCCCGCAACAGUUCUAAUUUAUAGACUUCACGGCCUAUGGGAUCACGAGAAACGAGGGUAAAAUAGGAAAGGAAUGUAAUUCUGGCAAAGAUGGAUAAAAACUUUCAAAUACAGAGUUCUUGAAUCU
Hyalella azteca is the source of this 5849-nucleotide messenger RNA. RefSeq lists its product as uncharacterized. NCBI's taxonomy places the organism in Eukaryota, Metazoa, Arthropoda, Malacostraca, Amphipoda, Hyalellidae. Bases 90 to 3347 code for a protein of 1085 amino acids. The transcript is spliced from 6 exons. The record is from RefSeq and is a predicted model, not a curated record.